Messenger RNA from Triticum turgidum subsp. durum (durum wheat), 969 nucleotides. The record is from the annotation of a GenBank genome assembly. Lineage: Eukaryota; Viridiplantae; Streptophyta; Magnoliopsida; Poales; Poaceae.
AUGUCUUUCGCUGGCGCCUCCAUUGUUCAUGCCGGCAAGGUGCUGCAACAGUCGGUGACUUACCCCGGCACAGACAGCAGCAGAUGCUAUCACCUGCUUGUCAUUGAAGGCUACUCGCACAUCAAAGAUAAGCUAACUGGGAAUGGAAUUACAAGUCGUCCUUUCCAAGUUGGAGGAUAUUUGUGGUCAUUAGCGUUCUAUCCAAAUAGUACCAUCUCAAAGCAUGCUGGUUAUAUGUCUGUCUUUUUGUGCUUCGACCAGAAAAAUGUUGAACAACCUGUGAAGGUGGAUCUUCGGUUUAGCUUCAUUGAUGAGCUUGACAAGCAGGAGCAUGGACACAUAUCCCAAGUAGUUGAAUUCAAAAGUGAUGACUCAGUGUGGGGUCGUCACCGUUUCAUGAAAAUAGAGGAUCUGGAGCAGUCAAAACACAUAAACAAUGACUGUUUCACUAUCAAGUGUGAUUUGAACAUCAUGACUUCCUGCAUUGAGGUGCCGCCAUCAAACAUAAUUCAGCAGCUAGAACAUCUCCACUUGGCGGAGGUCUGCACCGAUGUGACGUUCGAGGUUGGCUACAAGACAUUUACAGCUCACCGCUUCAUGCUCGCAGCCCGUUCCAGCGUGUUUACGGCUAUGCUCUCAGGUCCGAUGAAGGAGACAACAACUGAUACUAUACUGAUAAAAGAAAUGGAACCGGAUGUGUUCAAAGCCUUGCUUGAUUUUGUCUACACAGACUCGAUGCCUAAAAUGGAGGCGGGAGGAGAAGCAGGAGAAGACGGCGCUGAGGUUGUGUGGCUAGUAGAAUUGCUUGCCGCGGCUGACAUGUAUGAUUUUCAGAGGCUCGUGUCAUUAUGUGCAAAGAGACUGUCAGAGUACACAAAACUGAGCUCUGUGACGGACAUCCUUGAUUUAGCUGAGCAGCUCCACUGCUACGGACUAAAUGAGGCCUGCGUGGAGUUCAAAGAUUUGUGA